This is a messenger RNA of Enterospora canceri, 1182 nucleotides long. Lineage: Eukaryota; Fungi; Microsporidia; Enterocytozoonidae. The record is from the annotation of a GenBank genome assembly.
AUGGAACUUAAGAAAACACUCUUUGAUACGUUCUACAGAAACAAAGGUGCAUUGGCUAGAAUACAGGUAUCAGCUACAGAAGAGCGCAUCAAGAAGCUUGAACAACAGAGAGAUGCCCUCACAAAGCAAGUUAGAGAAAUUAGGGAAGAGAUAAUCGUAAUAAGUGAAAAUAGUUCAAAUGUAGGCGUAGUCUGCAACAAAAUGGGAGAGAAGAAGUGUAUGAUUAAAAUGCACCCAGAUGGAAAAUACGUAGUUAAGGUUGAGUCACAUGUGGACUACAAUGCACUAAAACCAAAUACACGUGUUGCCUUGAGAGCAGACAAUUUCAGCAUUCACCGAAUUCUACCUACAAAAGUGGAUCCACUUGUUUCGCUUAUGAUGGUUGAGAAGGUUCCAGACUCAACGUAUUCAAUGAUUGGGGGAUUGGAUGAACAGAUCAAAGAGAUUAGGGAGACUGUUGAGUUACCAAUUAAGCACCCAGAACUCUUUGAAAAUCUUGGUAUUUCACAGCCUAAGGGUGUUUUGCUUUAUGGUCCACCUGGAACAGGAAAGACCCUUUUGGCUAGGGCAGUUGCACACCACACUAAAUGCAAAUUCAUUCGUGUUUCUGGCUCAGAACUAGUUCAGAAAUACAUUGGAGAAGGAAGCAGACUAGUAAGAGAACUAUUCGUGAUGGCACGCGAGCAUGCUCCAUCUAUCAUCUUCAUUGAUGAAAUUGAUUCAAUCGGAUCAGCAAGAACAGAUGGAUCAAAAGGAAGUGAUAGCGAAGUUCAACGUACGAUGAUGGAGCUAUUGAAUCAGUUGGAUGGAUUUGAAUCAGAGAAAAAUAUUAAGGUGAUCAUGGCUACAAACAGAAUUGAUAUUCUUGAUCCAGCAUUACUUAGAACAGGACGAAUUGAUAAAAAGAUUGAGUUUCCAAAUCCAAAGGCAGAAGCACGUGUUGAGAUACUCAAAAUUCAUAGCAGAAAAAUGAAUUUGAGUAAGGGACUUGAUUUGAGCACUUUGGCAGAGAAACUUGUUGGGGCCUCUGGUGCAGAAGCAAAAGCAGUUUGCACUGAAGCAGGAAUGUACGCGUUGAGAGAGAACAGGGUUCACGUAACCCAAGAGGACUUCGAGUUGGCUGUGAGCAAGGUCAUGAAGAAGAGCAAGAUGGACGAAACAAUGAGAAAACUCCUCAAGUGA